GCUCAGGCCACACCCAGUGCCUGAACCGACUUUGGUUUUUCUUAGCGUAGCUGGAGUUUUCCUGCGAGAACUGGAGAAACAAGGACUCAUGGAUGACUUCACCAGAAUGGAGGCCCGGAGACCCCGGGGGUGCGCCGGGUGCUCUCCGCGCGGGGUGGGGUGUGGGCCACCCUUAGACUCCGGCGCCCCGAAUCCGGCGCCGGCGAGGACGGAUAGGGACCUAUUACAACCAGGUGGGGACUUACGAUCGCAGACUCGAGGGAAUUUGGAUUGCCAGUCCUGGGUCAGAGAGAAAGUACUCUUCCUUCUGCACCCUGAGAGGUGGUUGGGAACACAAGCGGACCCUGUUAACGCAGAGCUAGUAGACAGCGAAGGCCUUCCCGCGAGGAUUGAAGACCACCGGGAUUCCGAACCGGAACGCAAGCUUUCCCGCAGGCGCAUUGCCACUGCCCCGGGAUCCAAGCCCAGGGACCCCGAAGCCACACCCAGGUCCGUUUUGGUGCGGGUCGUGGAUUACCAGGCGACGCAGGAGGUGCUGCGGACCGCGUGGACCAAGGGGCAAAUGACCACGAGGACCGAGGAGCGCUCUGUGACCGCAGUCACCUUUCGCACCCCGAGGGAGUGACACAGCUUGUGGGGCACCGGGACCCCAGGCAAACCCGGAUGUACCCGGUGUCGCUGAGGGAAGAUAAUUUUUCGCGCCAAGGAC
This is a messenger RNA of Acomys russatus (golden spiny mouse), 709 nucleotides long. RefSeq names its product chromosome 11 C6orf141 homolog (gene C11H6orf141). The record is from RefSeq and is a predicted model, not a curated record. The transcript has a single exon. The coding region runs from base 89 to 625 and encodes 178 amino acids. NCBI's taxonomy places the organism in Eukaryota, Metazoa, Chordata, Mammalia, Rodentia, Muridae.